AUGCAUACAAAUACAAUCAAAGACGCAUUGAAUUCAUCAUAUUCAAUAAUUGACGUUGGUGAAUCAUCAAGACUGAUCAAAAGUGAGAUGCAUCAUUCUGAAAUUGUUCGUGAUGAUGAAGAAGAUAAUAUGGAUUAUUCAACAACUCAUUAUCGACAACAAUCCAUAGUGUGCCAAACAACAACAAAAGAUGAACGACCACAUCGACCAAGUUCAAAUAAUGAUCGAUGGAAGCGACGUCGAAGUUCUUCGAGUGAUGAUGGCGAUUGUCGACGACAUUAUUCAUUACAAUCGGUCGAACCAAUUGACGACGACGAUGAUAAAAGAUCAUUAAAGCAUAAAACAAGAGAACAUUAUCAAGAAUCAACAUCAGUAAUAACGAACGAAUAUGUUUCUACCACAAUUAUCGAAGAAGAAAAUGAUCAUAAACAAAAUCAUGGUCAAACAUUAUCAAAUGAUUUAUUAAAAAACAAUGAUCAAGACGAAGGAGAAUCGGGUGUACCUGUACAGCCUAUCUACCAUCGGAGCCGUUUUGAUGAUGAUGAAGAGGAAGACGAUCGAGAUCAUCACUAUAAACGAUCACUUAGUUAUUUGUCGUCGACAUCGACCAAUUCACUUUCAUUCAAUGAAGAAGAACAAAAAUUCACCUCAAUCGAUACUCAUCUGAAGUUAAAUGAACAUCAACAACUUAACUUUUUCCUUAAUUGUCCUACUAUUCGAGGAUGUCGUUAUGUAGAUGAAUAUCAAUUUCUAAGUCAUAUUGGAGAGGGAACUUAUGGUACUGUGUUUCGAGCACGAGAAAGAAAAACAGGUAAGAUCGUUGCUUUAAAACGAUUGAAGAUAAAAACAGAACAAUGUUUUCCAAUAACUUUUUUACGUGAAAUUUAUUGUAGUUCAAAAUCACAACAUGAAAAUAUUAUCAUUAUUCGAGAAGUACUCGUCGGCAAUCAUUUGAAUCAAUUUUAUAUGGUUAUGGAUUAUGUUGAACAUGAUUUGAAAAGUUUAAUGACAUAUACAAUGCAAAGACCAUUUUCAAUCGGUGAAGUCAAAACAUUAAUGCUUCAACUCUUAUCAGGUGUCAAUCAUCUUCACAACAAUUGGAUUAUUCAUCGAGAUUUAAAGACAGCAAAUCUAUUACUCAACAAUCAAGGUAUUCUUAAAAUCGGUGAUUUUGGUCUUGCACGUGAGUAUAGUACACCGCUAAAACCAUAUACACCAUUAGUUGUUACUCUUUGGUAUCGUGCACCUGAACUAUUACUUGGGAUUAAAGAAUAUUCGACAGCAAUCGAUAUUUGGAGUGUUGGUGCAAUAUUUGGUGAACUUUUAUUGAUGGCACCAUUGUUUCCUGGUCAGUCCGAAAUGGAUCAAUUGAAUGUAAUUUUUAAAGAUUUGGGCACACCGAAUACACAAAUUUGGCCUGAAUACAAUACACUUCCAUUGACUCGAAAGAUAAGUUUUACUAAUUAUCCAUAUAAUCGAUUGCAAGCACGAUUCGAUACAACAUUAUCUAAAGAAUGUUUUGAUUUAUUGAACAAAUUUCUAAUUUACGAUCCAUCCAAGCGAAUUUCUACUGAGGCAGCAUUGAAACAUCAAUUUUUCUAUGAAAGCCCUUGUCCCAUCGAUCGAUCAAUGUUUCCAACAUGGUCAUCGCGUAAUGAACGGAAGGAUAAGAUAAAUCAUGUGACUCAUUGA
This is a messenger RNA of Rotaria sordida, 1692 nucleotides long. The record is from the annotation of a GenBank genome assembly. Lineage: Eukaryota; Metazoa; Rotifera; Eurotatoria; Philodinida; Philodinidae.